AUGGACUGGUUAUUACAACCCACAACAGGUACUAAGAAUUCCACAUUAGUACACGACGAGGCCAUCAUCAUCGCUCAUAACUUCAAGGGAUACGACGGACAAUUCAUUUUGAAUUACCUGGUGCAUUCCGCCCCCCUGAAACCCAACGUCAUCAUGAACGGCAAUAAGAUCUUGUACAUGGAAAUUUGCGGACUGAAAUUCAUCGACUCGUAUAAUUUCUUACCGUUUACUUUGGCCAAGAUGCCCUCCGCUUUCGGAUUCGACGAAUUGAAGAAAGGUUACUUUCCCCACUUUUUUAAUAUGGAACAGAACCAGAAUUACGUGGGGCCUUAUCCACCGGCAGCUUUCUACAAACCGGACGAAAUGUCUAUCAGUGGACGACAGGCUUUUUUCGAAUGGUACGAACAACAGACCGGAAAAGUGUUUGAUUUCCAGAAAGAGUUUGUAGAGUAUUGUAUCUCGGACGUCGACAUUUUACGACGUUGCUGUGCACAGUUUAGAACCACCCUCAAGAGUUUGGUUAAAGUGGACCCUUUCCAGGAAUCCAUCACGUUUGCCAGUGCUGCUAAUUUAGCCUACCGUCGACAAUUCAUGCCUAAAGAGACCAUUGCAAUCAUUCCGAACCUGGGGUAUCAUUAUAUUGUGAGGAAGGGACAUGAGAUACGUGGACGUCUGUUCCUUAUACCCUUACGUGUUGAAACACAGACUUUUCCUGUAGGGCAUCCCGAGAUCAUCACAGACGAGUUCCAGGACGUGAGAAGUUAUUUCGGCCUCAUUCAUUGUCGGGUCUUACCACCCCGAGGCCUCUAUCACCCCGUAUUACCUUAUCGGACGGGAGGCAAGUUAUUAUUUCCCUUAUGUCGAACGUGUGCCGAACGACAGGAUUCUACUUCUCAACAUCGAUGUCAACACACCGACCAGGAACGUAGUCUCACAGGCACUUGGGUGACGACCGAAUUACAUAAAGCCUUGGACAUGGGAUAUACCUUAGAGCGAAUACACGAAGUGUGGCAUUUUGAAGAAAGCAGUCAAGAGUUAUUUAAAGAGUACAUCAAUACCUUCCUCAAGAUCAAACAGGAAGCCUCCGGAUUUCCCCCCGACUGUAAGACCCCAGAACAACAACAAGAUUACAUUCGACAAGUCUUAGACAAAAAAGGCAUCCUAAUGGACAUUCUCAGUAUCGAGAAGAAUCCAGUGAGAAGAACCAUCGCUAAACUCUUUUUAAAUUGUCUGUGGGGAAAAUUUGCUCAACGCUUGUUAUUACCCAAAACCAGAUAUUUGGACGAAGAAGAGGAACAGCAGCUCUUACAAGAUUCGACUCUCGACAUCAAGGGCAUACAAUAA
Messenger RNA from Saccostrea cuccullata (small rock oyster), 1344 nucleotides. RefSeq lists its product as uncharacterized. NCBI's taxonomy places the organism in Eukaryota, Metazoa, Mollusca, Bivalvia, Ostreida, Ostreidae. The transcript has a single exon. The record is from RefSeq and is a predicted model, not a curated record. Gene Ontology annotation, biological process: DNA replication. The coding region runs from base 1 to 1344 and encodes 447 amino acids. Gene Ontology annotation, molecular function: DNA binding; nucleotide binding; DNA-directed DNA polymerase activity.